AUGACUGGGCUGGUGACGGCGCAGAACAAUGCCCAGCUGCCAGCAGUGCGUGGGGCAGCAGCCGCCGGCGCGUUUGAGCGCAAGCAGUUCUGCCAGUGGCCGUGUAAGUGCCGCGCCAAGCCCCAGUGUGCCCCGGGGGUGAGCUCCGUGCUGGACGGCUGCGGAUGCUGCAAGAGCUGCGCCCGGCAGAUUGGCGAUGCCUGCAACGAGAGGGACAUCUGCGACCCACACAAGGGCAUGUACUGUGACUUCUCCCGAGACCAGCCCCGCUAUGAGGUUGGAAUUUGUGCCUACAUGAUGGCGGUGGGCUGUGAUCUGAACGGAAAACAUUACGUGAACGGAGAGGCCUUCCAGCCCAGCCCGCUCUACAAGUGCACAUGCAUCGCUGGAGCCAUCGGCUGCACCCCUGUCUUCAUCCAAAAGCCUGCAGGCCUCCUGGGUCCAGCCUCUCUCCGGGCGAAUACCCCGGCCGGCCUCAGGAGUGCAAAGGCCCCCAGGAAGAGCCAGCAGGAUACGACUUACAGGAGCAUGCCAGCUUACAGGGAUCCUCCUUUAGCCUGGAAGAAGAACUGCCUGGUGCAGUCCACACCCUGGAGCCCCUGCUCUCGGACCUGUGGCGUGGGGAUCUCGGUGCGCGUCUCCAACGACAACGGCAAGUGUGACAUGAGGAAAGGCCGGCGCCUGUGCCUCCUGAGGCCGUGUGACAAGAAAACAAUGAAGACUGUGAAGGUGCCACGGGGAAAGUCCUGUCGACCCAAGUUCCAGGCUAAGAAAGCGGAGAAGAUCAACCUGUCGGGCUGCACCAGCACCAAGAAGUUCAAGCCCACCUACUGCGGGGUCUGCACAGACAAGCGCUGCUGCGUCCCCAACAAGUCGCGCCUGAUCACUGUGGACUUCAAGUGCAAGAGCGGCUCAAACGUGAAGUGGAAGAUGCAGUGGAUCACUUCCUGCGUCUGUCAGAGGAAGUGCGGCGACCCUGGGGAUAUGUUCUCAGAGCUGUACCUACUGUAAGACCUCCAAGCCCAGAUGUACCUCUUCACAUUGAGCUGUACCUACUGUAAGACCUCCAAGCCCACAUGUACCUCUUCACAUUGCGAAACACGCGUCUGGUCGUGACCCACUCUUGGCAGCAGUAUAAGCUCAUUUCUGUAAUUACAUCCUCCCUGAAUUUAUGGUUGGUGCAAGAUAGCACAGGGUCUAAGAUACCUUCUUGUAUCUCCACUGCAGGAAGUCCUUGAAGAGAAAACAAUGUUGGUAUUCAGCAAUGUGUUUGGGGAGUGUUAGGACAUGCCGUAAAGCAUGUUAACUAACUACACUGAACAAGCACCUCUUUAUCUUUAAAGACGUGUUUAAAAAAAAAAAACCUUGAAACAAAUCUGUGCUAAGUUAAUAAUUAUGCUAUAGGCCUUCAUAAAUUUGGAUUGAAAGGAAGUUCCUCCAAAGUGAGUUGUAGUGUAGUGCGUUAGACCUUUAUAACGAAAAGCAGAAACAAGAGACCUAUCGUAAAUCUACAUCUGGAAUUAUAAUAUUAACCAUUGCAACACUUUCAUUUAGUUUGUUCUGCCAUCCUAGCUGAUAGUUAUAAACCAAACUACUGAUAGCAUUAGUGCUAUAAUAUUUUAAUCGGCCAUUUAUUGAGAUGAUAUAUCUAUGGCCAGUCUGCAAUGUUUAGUUUGAGAAACAAGGAGUUGGCACACACCCUGGAAAAAAAACUAAACUACAAAAAAGUGUUCCUGCAUGAAGUGCUUGCUCACCCUGUGAUUUUGAAGAAUAGGGCUUUAACUGCAUUGCAUAACGAACCUUCAUUCCAUCAUCUCAUAGUAGUACACAUAGUACUCCACACCAUAUCUAGUAUGG
Messenger RNA from Clupea harengus (Atlantic herring), 1857 nucleotides. It is a transcript of the gene ccn6, whose product is annotated as cellular communication network factor 6. The transcript is spliced from 5 exons. The coding region runs from base 1 to 1011 and encodes 336 amino acids. Lineage: Eukaryota; Metazoa; Chordata; Actinopteri; Clupeiformes; Clupeidae. Gene Ontology annotation, cellular component: extracellular region; extracellular matrix. Gene Ontology annotation, molecular function: heparin binding; integrin binding. The record is from RefSeq and is a predicted model, not a curated record. Gene Ontology annotation, biological process: cell adhesion; signal transduction; positive regulation of cell differentiation.